This is a messenger RNA of Lycium ferocissimum, 1149 nucleotides long. RefSeq lists its product as uncharacterized. The record is from RefSeq and is a predicted model, not a curated record. Lineage: Eukaryota; Viridiplantae; Streptophyta; Magnoliopsida; Solanales; Solanaceae. The coding region runs from base 1 to 1149 and encodes 382 amino acids. The transcript has 2 exons.
AUGGCACUUGGAAAAAAGGAGGCAUGUUUAGCUCGACGACUGGAGUUAUAUAAGCUAAAGGCAGCAGAAAAAAAGGAGGCAUGUUUAGCUCAACAACGAGCAACCAAAGCUACUUCAGUUAAUCCAUCAUCCUUUGAAGUUAGCACUUCUUUCGCAAAGCAGGCUUCCUCCGUUGUAAGACGGUCACUGCUUCUUGGUGAAACAGAAUUCCAAAAAAAGGGACUCCCACAUGCUCAUUUUCUCAUUAUAUUAGAGAAGAAAUACAGGUUAUUGACUCCUGAAGCAUAUGACAAAUAUGUUUGUGCUGAAUUACCAGAUUCUGAUACCAACCCUGAAUUAUAUGCACUUGUUACAAAACAUAUGAUUCACGGUCCUUGUGGUGCAUUAAAUCCAGCAAGUAUGUGUACUAGAAAGAAAGGUUACUGUAAAUUCAAGUAUCCAAAAGAGUUUGCUGAACAAACAAGCAAAGGAAAAUUUUCAUAUCCAAUUCAUAGAAGACGAAACACUGGAAAAACUGUAAAAAUUAGAGAACAUCUAAUUGAUAAUUCAUGGGUUGUUCCUUAUAAUCCAUCUUUACUUUGUAAAUUUAGCUGUCAUAUAAAUGUAGAGAUUUGUUCAGAUAUAAAAGUUAUUAAAUACAUUUAUAAGUAUAUUUGCAAAGGACAUGAUAAAAUUGCAUUUCAUGUAUAUUCAAAUGAUACAAAUAUAGAAAUAGAUGAAAUAAAAGAAUAUCAAUCUGCUAGAUGGGUAUCACCACCAGAAGCUACAUGGCGUAUAUUUGCUUUUCAUAUCAGUGAAAUGAUUCCAAGUGUAUAUCACCUUCAACUACAUCUAGAAGGACAGCAAUUUGUUUCCUUCAAAAGUACUGAUACCAUUACUAAAAUUCUAAAUAAUCCUACAAUUGGAAAAACAAUGUUGACAGAAUUCUUUUUGAUGAAUGCUGAAGAUGAAGAUGCUAAAAACCUUAAUUUACUAUAUCGAGAAAUUCCAGAAUACUUUGUGCGGUCAACGGAUAAAACAUGGUCCCGUUGCAAACAAGGAAAAGUUAUUGGUCGUGUUGUGAGAGGCCAUCCAACAGAAGGAGAAAGAUAUUGUCUUAGACUUCUUCUAAUGAAUGUAAGAGGACCAAAAUCUUAUCAAGAUCUGUGA